Messenger RNA from Talaromyces rugulosus, 759 nucleotides. RefSeq lists its product as uncharacterized. The transcript has a single exon. The coding region runs from base 1 to 759 and encodes 252 amino acids. Gene Ontology annotation, molecular function: protein binding. The record is from RefSeq and is a predicted model, not a curated record. NCBI's taxonomy places the organism in Eukaryota, Fungi, Ascomycota, Eurotiomycetes, Eurotiales, Trichocomaceae.
AUGGUUUUCACUGCUGCGAAAUUUUUGGUAAUGCAAGUCGAGCAGUGCGAUAGAACAGUCCCCGGCGACUACGGCUUUGCACUACUUGUACAAGAAAUCAUUAUUCUACAAACACUAAGUCAAGACAACACCUCUAGUCUCCCUUUUCAACUCCGAGAAUAUCUCAAAAAUUCCCGCAAUUUACGGCAACGUUGCGAUGAAACGGAUAUCCUUCCACCCAUCCACAAGCUUCUCUUACUGACACGGAGUGACAAGAUCAUUCAAGCGGCUGGCAAUUCUGGGCUUCUGCCACAUGUCGUCCACGAGAGGGAUCUCCUUGGCCGCCGUUUUCUCGAGCUCAUUCUAGAUGAAGUUCCUAAUCCGAAUCUUCAGUGCUUGCUCGACUUCUACACGGCACCCAACGAGGAAACAGAUAUAUUUGAGCGAACAAGCUUGCAUGUUGCUUGCAUGAAUGGAUAUGAAAAUAUCGUUCGAUUGUUUCUCAGCACCGGCGUUGACCCGAACGCAAGAGGACUAAUGGGUGCACGUCCGCUACAUAUUGCCAUUCUUUGUGGCUAUGAAUCACUAGCAUUUACGCUCAUAAGAUGCGGGAAGGUGGAUAUAUCUUGUACCGAUGAUUUUGGAAUGACUUGUUUGCAGUAUGCACAAUGGGGAAAUUUCGAUUCCCUUGUCAGGCUUCUAUGUCUUCAUCUACGUCUUCAGGCGGACUCCCAGCGCAGGAAUUUUUCCUAUUAUGACUCUUUCGAGUUCUCUGGUUGA